Molecule: messenger RNA, 4102 nt
Organism: Trichomycterus rosablanca
Lineage: Eukaryota; Metazoa; Chordata; Actinopteri; Siluriformes; Trichomycteridae
Gene: ptk7a
Product: protein tyrosine kinase 7a
Exons: 20
Coding region: 297-3506 (1069 amino acids)
Biological process (GO): synapse organization; homophilic cell-cell adhesion; protein phosphorylation
Cellular component (GO): plasma membrane; axon; neuronal cell body
Molecular function (GO): axon guidance receptor activity; ATP binding; protein tyrosine kinase activity
Source: RefSeq, a predicted model, not a curated record
CGAACCGAGCGCGUUUGGAACAGACACCAAGUUCUCGGUAAUACCGGGGCUGAAGAGAAGGCAAGGAAAGCAAGAGUAGAAUAUCUAGAUAUCCAAGAUAUUUAGCAGUAUUGUUUCAGUAAAGAAACUUCCAACAGGAGCAGCAUGGAGGUCCUGGCACAUCCCCCCAUCAGACCUGUAGUUACUCAGUACUGAACCACUGACUCCGGGAGGUUAAACUGAGGCUCUGAGUUAAAAUUAGCUGGAUUAUCAGCUGGGCUGUUGUUUCGUCUUUUUGCUGUUUAGUUUGAAGAAUCAUGGAUCUUUUGACCAAGGGACGAUCUGAGCGUGGAGAAAGCCGCGUGAAACCGUGUGGAAGUCGGACUGCUGGGCUGUGCAUGAUCAUCACGCUACUUUGGAAAGCACUCUGCGUUGAUUCUGCUUCCUUCUACUUCACAAAAGAACCUAAAUCCCAGGAUGCCCUGCACGGACGCAGCGCCAUGCUCCGGUGUGAGGUGAACGACCCCACCGGCGUCACCUACAACUGGCUACUCAACGACCAAGCCGUCACCGACUCGGAGCGCCGCUUCCAGGAGGGAGGCAACCUGAAGUUCACCGCCAUCGACCGAACUCUGGAUUCUGGCAACUUCCAGUGCGUGGCCACCAAAAACUCUACAGGAGAAGAGGCGCACACGAACAAAGCCAACUUUAACAUUAAAUGGUUGGAAAGUGGCGGAGUGACUCUUCAGAAUCCAGCCACAGAGGAAGAGAUCGUGAGCUCCUCCUCAGUCAUGUUACGCUGCAAUAUUGAUGGACACCCACGGCCGACCAACCGCUGGUACAGAGACGGAACACAGCUUGCGGAGAAGAACCACAAGAUCAACAAUAAAGAACGGACGCUUACUCUGCCCAACGCCAGCCCAGACGAUAACGGCAUCUACUACUGCUGUGCCAAGAAUGCCGCCGGCCAAGUGUGCAGCAGCACCAACUUUACCCUUAAUAUUAUAGAUAAGAGUUACCCCCAGCCGGUGGUAAAGCCUGAGGAUCUGGUGGUGUUGAGGAACGAGGAGGCGCACUUCCACUGCCAGUUCACCGCUGAUCCCCAGCCCACUGUCGAGUGGUACCACGAGAACGAGCUCAUCGUCAACAAGAGUCGUGUCUUUCUGCUGAGCAACGGCUCCCUCUUCAUCAGCCAGGUGAAGCAGCGGAACACCGGUCACUAUAAAUGUGUGGCUCAGGGUCUCCGGGGCCCUCCUGUCUCACUGGAGGCCAUUUUGAGAAUAGCUGAAAUCGAAGACAUGCUGCCUCGCCAGUCUCGCAUCUUCACGGCAGAAUCUCUCGAACGAGUGUCCUGCCACCCGCCCCGUGGCCACCCUGAGCCCGAGGUGUGGUGGGAGCAGGCAGGUCGUCGUGUUCCCACCGAGGGCCGCGUGUACCAGGACGGCCUGGACUUGGUUUUCAGCCCCACGCGUGCAGAGGACUCGGGCGUCUACACCUGUCUGGCUCAGAACAAGGCAGGCCAGAAAAAACAGGAACUCACCGUCACUGUAGCCACUCCUCCUGAAUGGGUUCAGAAGCCAGAGGAAGAGAACCAGCUUGAAGAGGGCCAUGCUGGGUACCUGCACUGUUACACACGUGGUACACCGGACCCUCAGGUCACAUGGUAUCGCAGCAUGCUACCAAUUAAUGCCGAGGAUGUGAGAUAUAAGCAGUUUACCAAUGGAACGCUGCGUAUCAACAGUGUGGAGGUGUACGACGGCCACAUAUACACCUGCGAGAGUAAAAAUGAAGCAGGAAAGCUAAAUGCACAUUCAAGAGUUAUCGUACUGGAGCGUCUGAAGUUCACCCCGACGCCACAGUCUUUACAGUGUCUGGAGUUGGACAAGGAAGGCAGUCUACAGUGCUCUGCCAAGGGACGCCUCCCCCCUACCAUUCGCUGGACCAAAGCUGAUGGCAGUUCGAUUCCAGCCCGGGUUGAGCAGAACGGUGGGAUGUUGCACUUCACCACAGUGACUCGGGCAGAUGCAGGGAACUAUACCUGCCUCGCCUCCAACAAACUACAGGGAGAGAUCCGUGCCAUGGUUCAGCUCACUGUAGCAGUCUACGUGACCUUUAAGAUGAAGCCGGAGAACUCUACAGUGUAUCGGGGUCACACUGCUGUGCUGCACUGUCAGGCCACUGGAGAUCCUUCACCCAUCAUCCAGUGGAAGAGGAAAGAUAAGUUUUUCGAGCCCAACAAGACCAGGUUUCAGACGAUGCCGAACGGCUCUCUGGUAAUUCAUGCCGUCAGUACAGAAGACACAGGCAGCUACACCUGCAUUGCUGGAAACAGCUGCAACAUUGCUCACACAUCGGCAGAGCUCUACGUCGUGGAUAAGCCGGUGCAGCACUCCAUGGCCGACGACGAGAAAGCUCCCUACAAGAUGAUCCAGACGGUGGGCCUGUCGGUGGGCGCGGCUGUUGCUUACAUCAUCGUGGUGCUGGGUCUCAUGUUCUACUGCAAGCAGAGACGUAGAGCCAAGAGGCUGCAGGAGGACAAGGACAAAGAGUCGCCCGAGAUGGAGUGUCUCAACGGCGGCGCAGUGCAGCAGAACGGUCAGACCACAGCAGAGAUUCAGGAAGAGGUGGCACUGACCACGUUGUCCACCAGUGAGAACAACAAACGCCACAGCACUCAGGACAAGCUGAACUUCCCCCGCAGCGGCCUGCAUGCCAUUACCACCCUGGGUAAGGGAGAGUUUGGUGAGGUUCUCCUGGCCAAAGCGAAGAUGGGUGGUGAUGAGGACACCGCCGUUCUGGUGAAGAGUCUGCAGACCCGAGACGAGCAGCUGCAGCUGGAUUUCCGGCGCGAGUGCGAGAUGUUCGCCAAACUCUGCCACCCGAAUGUUACCCGCCUGCUUGGCAUAUGCAGAGAGUCCGAGCCCUUCUACAUGAUCCUAGAAUAUUCUGAUAUGGGUGAUCUGAAGCAGUACCUGAAGAUCUCCAAAAGUAAAGAUGAGAAAACCAAAGCACAGCCACUCGGCACCAAGCAGAAGGUGUCGGUGUGUCUGCAGGUUGCUCGGGGGAUGGAACACCUUUCCAAUCAGCGCUUCGUCCACAGAGAUCUGGCCGCACGCAACUGUCUUAUUGGUGCUAAGAGGCACGUCAAGGUGUCUGCUCUGGGCCUGAGCAAAGACGUCUACAACAGUGAGUAUUACCAUUACCGUCAAGCCUGGAUCCCCCUACGCUGGCUUCCCUCUGAGGCAGUGUUUGAGGACGACUUCUCCACUAAGACAGACGUCUGGUCGUUUGGAGUGUUAAUGUGGGAGGUUUUCAGCUUUGGAGAGCUGCCACAUGCUGACCUGACUGAUGACAAGGUCCUGGAAGGUCUUCAGGAAGCAAAGCUGAAGCUGUCCCCACCACACGGCUGUCCGUCCCGCAUCUAUAAGCUAAUGCUGCGCUGCUGGGCCUCGAGUCCUAAAGACCGAGUGUCCUUCAGCGACAUUGUCUCAGCCCUCAGUGAGCUCCCCUCCGAGAGCAAGGUGUGAGAGGUCAUCUGAUGGACUAUUAAGGGCAUAAGUCUAUAAAUAUCCUGCAUCUGAAGGGGGAGAAUAACAGACUGUUUCUGAACAACGGCUGGAUCUUGAGUGGGUUUUGGUCUGUUUUCUACUCAUGAACCCACCCGGUGCUUGUGAGGAAGCUAUGUUGUCAUCUUUAAAAGAAGCAAAAGAAAUGAAGCUUGAUUGGUUUGAAGCUACAUUAGCAGAACUGAUGAUUAUUUUUCCCACGUUUGUUCAUUUUAUCCUCCAGUUCGAUGAGACAGGAGGAUGAAGCUCAUUCACCGAGUGCAUUCGUUAUAAAGAUUGUUCAUCCUGUGCACUGAUCGUUUUUCCAUUUUUGUAUUAUAGAAGGAUUGUUCCAGGAACCUCCUAAUUUAUUCUAAAGGUCCUGAUUUUUUUAAAUGUUUGUACUGUACAGAAAGGUACUGUUUAUAUUCCUCGUGUUAUCAUGUAACAGUUGUUUUUUUUUAGAAAUUAGAAGAGAAACUGAUUUAAGUGUUGAAAGGUUAUACGAUGACCUGAGUCAUUAACGUAACAGUUUCAUCUCAAGUGCCUGAAGAUGAAGGAUAGCCUGCAUUAGUGUU